GUUCUUUGUUCGGUUCUUUUUCUGUAGCAUCAUAUAAAACAGGUUGCAAACCGAUCUGCGUUGGCAUUUCCGAUUUCCAGCUAGUGACGAAUGCUUCCCAGAAGUAAUAAAGGAUUAGCUAAACAUCUCAGAAACAAUUGGCUGAUAACGGGGACUUGGAGCGUAGGAACAGCAACAACAUCAUUCAAUACAAUACUUAAGUGUGAUCUCUGCUUGGGUUUUUAAAAAGUGUUCUCAAAACAAAUGUAAAAGUAAGCAGUUGGUUAAAUACUUGCCGGGAAAGACAAACAAUAUUUUUAUAUGGAAGCUUAUGAUUGACCCCCAUCCGGUGGACAUGUUUCUGAUGCCUUGUCUCUAUAAAUUGUCUAUUACUCAUGUGCACUCUCUUUCGCCUUCACCCACUCCGUUUACUCUACACUCAUGUGGCGCUGAGUCAGAGGAAAAGUUUGAGGAGCUUUGAUGGUCCACCACCGACCGACUACCAAGUUUAAUUCCUUUCUUUUUAAUUGCCAAUCGGAGGGCGGCUAAUGAACAGUGUCAAGGGGGCGUGGCUGGGGCCUAGUUGCACUUGAAGAUUACAAAUAUUAAGGUUGGCCGCUCCACCGCUCCGCCGCUCACACGAUGACAUCAUGACGUCAGGCGUCAUUUAUACCGCGAUAGUCACAGACACAGCCAAGUCAAUGCGGUCGCCGCCUUUCAGCGAGCACAACUUGUUGGCGUUGGCUGAAUUGCCUUGCGGAUGCCCUGGACGAAAUCACCACCGGGUAGCAUUGACUUGGACAAGACCCCACCUUUAAUACCCCGAAAAGCACCACCGAAACAAAGCCAAGAUGUCGCACUCAGUGACCAUUACCCGCACCACCACCAGCACCACCAACACCUCCUACAUCGUCCUGAACACGGGCUAUCUGAAGACCUUCCCCGGAAUUCUCAAGCUCUUCCAGCUGAUCAUUGGUGCCGCCAUUGUGGGAAUUCUGGCAUAUAACUAUCAGGAUUACCGCAACUAUUACAGCAGGGGCCAGCAGGAUCUGUUCCAGUAUCUUAUGGCCGUCACCUUUAUGAUAGGAACGUUCUGCUUACUCCUCGCCUGUCUCACGUCGCUGAGUACGGGAGGCAUUAUUGCCAAGACGAUCUAUGAGCUGAUUUAUCACAGCGUGGCCGCCAUCCUGAUCCUGGCCUCGUCCACCUUCCUGCUCAUCCGGCUGCGUGACGUGAAGCACGAUGCCUAUAUGGUGGCCGGAGUUUUGGGAUUGGUCAAUGCGGUGCUGUACUUCAUCAGCGCCUUCUUGGCCCACCGAUCCUACCGCGGCAUUUAAGCGUUAACCAACCAAACCCACCGCCCACUCGGCAACUCCCAGCCCCUCGGCGAGUGUUCAAGGGGAAUCAGCAAUCUCGAAGCAUUUGUUCUUCCCACAUCUAACCAUCGGGCGAACGGAGGAGGCCAUGGCCCAGGCGUAGAUGUACAGAAAGUGGGUGCCAAGCGGCGGAAUCUUUGUUGUACCGUGAAUCGUUUUGUGGCGCUAGUUACACUUACUUUUAUUUUUACUGAUGUAUACAACAUUUUUUUUGUCUCACUUUCUUUUUUACCAAGCAAUUGUCAUGUAUUUCGAAUAAAGAUGUGUGUCUAUAUGUUUUUCUAAAAA
Messenger RNA from Drosophila rhopaloa, 1643 nucleotides. RefSeq lists its product as uncharacterized. Gene Ontology annotation, cellular component: membrane. The transcript is spliced from 7 exons. The record is from RefSeq and is a predicted model, not a curated record. Bases 831 to 1316 code for a protein of 161 amino acids. NCBI's taxonomy places the organism in Eukaryota, Metazoa, Arthropoda, Insecta, Diptera, Drosophilidae.